AUGAUACAGUCUAGACUUGUCCAAUUGUCUAAACGGACUGAAGUUCGUUGGCUUUCAAGUUUCCUGGCACAAUUUUCGCAUUCGCACGUCCCGCACCUCCACAAGGCAUUAACAAUUACAACGACAGCCACCAACAAGAAUAUAAAAAGAUUUCAAUUGCCAUCAUUUCAAAAAAAAUCAAUUACACCAAAUUUCAAUAACUCAAUUGGUGUUAUCAAAUCAUUCCAACGUUCUUACUGUAUGUGUCGUCGUCAUAAUUCAAUUGGAUCUGCUCAAGUAGUUCCACAAGAUAGAGAAGUUUUACCUACAAAUGUUAAACCCCUUCAUUAUGAUUUAACUUUAGAACCAAUCUUUGACAAUUUCACUUUUAAAGGUGAAGAAACAAUUGAUUUCCAAGUUAAUGAAAGAACUGAUUAUAUCACUUUAAAUUGUUUAGAUAUUGAAAUUCAAACUGCUAAAAUUGAUGAUGUUGAAACUAAAGAUAUCAUUUUUGAUGAUGAUAAACAAACUGUUACUUUUAAAUUUAAAGAUCAUUUAGUUGAAGGUGCUAUUGCUAAAUUAUAUCUUAAAUUCACGGGUGAAUUGAAUGACAAGAUGGCUGGUUUCUAUAGAUCUUCUUAUCAAGAAGAUGGAAAGACUAAAUAUUUAGCUACUACUCAAAUGGAACCAACUGAUUGUCGUAGAGCUUUCCCAUCUUAUGAUGAACCUUCUGCAAAGGCCAAAUUUACCAUUUCCCUUAUUUCUAAUCGUGAUUUGGUUUGUUUAUCCAAUAUGGAUGAAAACACAACUGAAUUAAUUGAAGGUAACAAGAAGAUUGUUUCUUUCAAUACUACUCCAUUAAUGUCAACUUAUCUUGUUGCUUUCAUUGUUGGUGAUUUGAAAUAUGUUGAAAGUCAUGAUUUCCGUGUUCCAAUUAAAGUUUAUGCUACCCCAGGUUCUGAACAUUUAGGUCAAUAUUCCGCUGAUAUUGCUGCUAAAACUUUAGCUUUCUUUGAAAAGAAAUUCGAUAUUCCUUAUCCAUUACCAAAAUGUGAUAUGGUUGCCAUUCAUGAUUUCUCAGCUGGUGCUAUGGAAAACUUUGGUUUAAUCACCUACAGAACUGUUGAUUUAUUAUUAGAUCCAGAAAAUACCAACGUUAAUACCAAACAAAGAGUUACUGAAGUUGUUAUGCACGAAUUAGCUCAUCAAUGGUUUGGUAAUUUGGUUACUAUGGAUUUCUGGGAUGGAUUAUGGUUAAAUGAAGGUUUUGCCACUUGGAUGUCUUGGUAUGCUUGUGAUUCCUUAUAUCCAGAUUGGAAAGUUUGGGAAUCUUAUGUUUCUGAUUCCUUACAACAUGCUUUAACUUUAGAUGCUUUAAGAGCUUCUCAUCCAAUUGAAGUCCCAGUCAAGAGAGCUGAUGAAAUUAAUCAAAUUUUUGAUGCUAUUUCUUAUUCCAAGGGUUCUUCUUUAUUAAAGAUGAUUUCAAGAUGGUUGGGCGAAGAUACCUUUAUUAAAGGUGUUUCUAACUAUUUAAAGAAACAUAAAUGGGGUAACACUCAAACUUCUGAUUUAUGGGAAGCUUUAGCUGAAGCUAGUGGUAAAGAUGUGGUUAAGGUUAUGGACAUUUGGACCAAGAAUAUUGGUUUCCCAGUAGUUAGAGUUGAAGAAGUUGCUACUAAUGAAAUUAAAGUCACUCAAAAUCGUUUCUUAGCUACCGGUGAUGUUAAGCCAGAAGAAGAUGGUGUCUUAUAUCCAGUCUUUUUGGGUUUAAAGACCAGUCACGGAUUAAAUGAAUCAUUAGUUUUGAAUGGUAGAUCUGCCAAUUUCAAACUCCCAACUAAUGAUGACUUCUUUAAGAUCAACGGUGAUCAAGCUGGUAUUUACCGUACUGCCUAUGAAUCUUCUCGUUGGACUAAAUUAGGUAAAGCUGGUGUUGAAGGAAAACUUUCUGUUGAAGAUCGUGUUGGUUUAGUUGCCGAUGCUGGUUCUUUAGCAUCUUCUGGAUUUAUUGAAACUUCAAGUUUAUUGGAUUUAGUUAAAUCUUGGUCCAAGGAAUCAAAUUAUGUCGUUUGGGAUGAAAUCUUAACUAGAAUCGGAUCCAUUAAAGCUGCAUUCAUGUUUGAAGAUGAAGCCACUAAGGAAGCAUUAAAAGCAUUCACAAGAGAUUUAAUUGGUGAAAAAUUGAAUCAAAUCGGUUGGGAAUUUUCUGAAAAUGAUUCAUUUGCCGAUCAACAAUUGAAAUCUUCCUUAUUUGCAUCUGCUGUAAAUGCUGAAGAACCAAAUACUGUUGCAUUUGCCAAGAAGGCAUUUGCAGCAUUUGUUGCUGGUGAUAAAAAGGCUAUUCAUCCAAAUUUAAGAGCUUCUAUCUUUAAUGUCGUUGCCAAGAGUGGUGAUGAACAAACUUUUGAUCAAUUGUAUAAUAUUUACAGAAACCCACAAUCUAUUGAAGAAAAGAUUGCUGCAUUAAGAUCUUUUGGUAGAUUCGAAAAUGAAGCCGUGUUGGAUAAAGUAACUGCAUUAUUAUUACAAACCGAUAUUGUCAAACAACAAGAUAUCUAUAUUCCAAUGCAAGGUUUAAGAGCUCACAAGGUUGGUAUUCUCAAAUUAUGGGAUUGGUUAACUGUUCAUUGGGAUAAGGUUUAUGAAUUAUUACCACCUGGUUUAUCUAUGUUAGGUUCGGUUGUCACUUUGGCUACUUCUGGUUUCACUAGACCUGAACAAAGAGAUGAAGUUGAAAAAUUCUUUAGUACUAAGAAUACUAAGGGUUAUGAUCAAGGUUUGGCUCAAUCUUUGGAUAUCAUUGCUUCUAAGGGUAAAUGGGCUUCUCGUGAUGCUGAAACCAUUUCCAAGUGGCUUGCUGCUAAUGGUUACACCAAAUAA
Hemisphaericaspora subhashii is the source of this 2859-nucleotide messenger RNA. It is a transcript of the gene APE2, whose product is annotated as metallo-aminopeptidase. The coding region runs from base 1 to 2859 and encodes 952 amino acids. The transcript has a single exon. Gene Ontology annotation, cellular component: cytoplasm. Gene Ontology annotation, biological process: peptide catabolic process; proteolysis. Gene Ontology annotation, molecular function: metalloaminopeptidase activity; zinc ion binding; peptide binding. NCBI's taxonomy places the organism in Eukaryota, Fungi, Ascomycota, Pichiomycetes, Serinales, Debaryomycetaceae. The record is from RefSeq and is a predicted model, not a curated record.